CACCAGUCGAGGGAGUCUUGGAGCAGCCCCGUGGCGACGAUGGGUCGCGAUACGGCCGCGGGUGAAAGCUCGAGAAACGUAGGCGGACCUCAGUUCGCUCAAAGCAGCUGAGAAGGAUCGAACGGUGGACUACAAAUCUCCAAACCCCUCCCUUGCCUCAGCUGGACUUCCCCUGAGAACAGGAGAGACCUUCAGAAACGCCGAAUUAGUCAGAUAACAGUGAAAAGAUGGUGGAGGAGCAGCAUCCCGACUACAAACUGAUCUAUUUCAACGCUCGUGGAAGAGCGGAGCAUAUCCGGUACAUCUUCGCCGUGACAGGAAUCCCCUACGUCGACGAGCGAGUUCCCAAGGAGCGCUGGCCCGAACUCAAGAAAACCAUGCUGUACGGUAUGCUGCCGAUAUUGGAGAUCGAUGGUAAACCUAUCGCCCAAAGCAAUGCGGUGGCCAGAUAUUUAGCCAGGAAACACGGCCUGGCGGGGAAAGAUGAAUGGGAAUCGAUGCUGUGCGAUGUACUCGUCGACACCUUGGGAGAUCUCAAGCAAAUUCUCUGGCAGUAUCGUACCGAGUUGGACCCCUUCAAAAAAGAGGAAAAGAAGGCGCGACUCAGUAAAGAAACCAUUCCAUUUUACCUCAACAAGUUCGAGCAAACAGUCGCUGAGAACAAUGGGUACUCCGUUGGUAAUACCACGACGUGGACGGACUUCGUAUUCGCGGUCGCAUUGGAGAACUUUGAACAGAUCUUCGGUCCGGCUGCAUUAGAAGGAUACCCGGCUUUGAAAGGGCUCAAGCAGCGCGUCCAUGAACUACCAGAAAUUGCCGAAUGGCUUACCAAAAGACCGCAGACGGAAUUUUAAACGAACUCUAAGUAUUUCUCGUAGAUUGAACGAGAUCUCUGGUAUAAGAUGAAGACGAGGAUCGAUUGUCCUGCUCCCUUUCCAAGAUCUGGGAAACUGCUGACGUCACGGAAAUGUUAUACUUUGAACCUAGUAACAAUCGGAGCUCGUUGUGAUGCGCUAUCUUCUAUAGAUGUUUCGCAUCAUUUGUCGUGCUGGUAUGAAGUGUGCUUGUAGCAUUAAUUAAAAAAAAGUUUAACCCAUUGUUUUCAUUGAAGUUACAAGAGCUUUCGAAUACCUUCAUCACUAAAUGUCCAUUGUAGGUAUGUGGACAAGUGUUCGAAGACUCUUUAUUGGUUUGAACUCCAACUUCUUCGUAGCAUACCGUUGUUUGGUUUUCUGAUUGGCUAAAUCCCUAUACGUCAAAUGGCAUUGGAUGAGAUUAAAAAAUAUUUGCAAAAUUGGACAUCUUGAUACGUUGGCCGUUUGGUGUUUUUUUAGCCCGAAAUUAAAUAUGAACAUUUUUUCAAAUGCAUUUCCAAAGCACUUUGGCGACUAUAUACCCUAGACUUUUUUAAGCUUGUCGAAAAAUAAUUACUUAAUCCAAACGUUAGAUCACAGAUGUGUCAGCAGAGUGCUCGAAGAAAGUAGUAAAACACGCUAUGUAAGCGUUUUCGGACUUAAUUCGUUCCUCAUCAGUUCAAAGCUUACGAAAGGCUUCAACAAUUGAUUUCCAGUUGUACUAUCAGCACCAUCAUAACAUUUGAACAUGUAUAGUGAUGAACAAAAACCUUGGUUUGUUAAAAAUUUGGUAGCAUUUUUUAGAUAGAUCACUAUAUUAUUCGACAAAAAUGCUCAAAAAUCUUGUAACCGACGACAAAAAUAUACACUAAAAAGUGAAAACAAAAAGAUGGACAAAUUUGAAAAUCCCCGUUAAAUAAUCAAAUAACUUAUUAGUUGUACAAUAUGUUGUUUCGGACAACAAACCAGUUGUUACUUCUGCAGGAAAAAUUUCGUUUUGGCUGAUCAGAGCUCCAAAAGAGAUAGAAAUAUUUUCGUAUUCAACUGAAAAAUGAAAUAAUUAGCUCUUGACAGACUUUGUCAAACCUCGAUGAAAAUCUCUAGGAAGCUUUCUUUUCAGUUGAGGUAUACGAUUUAUGGAUGACAAUCUAAAAUAACCUGACAAUGAGAUUUGAAUUUUCAGAAUACUGUUUCAAAAAUAUAAAUGACUUAAUUUUUCCAUAAUUUUUGUCGCGCGUUGAAACUUAAACCCACAACGAGGUAGAAGAUCGUCAACAUUCUCUUGCACCCCAAAAAGUUGUGGAGUUUUAUUGAAAAACGACGAGGAAAUACAUAGUUCGUGAAUUGCUACAGAGGUUACAUUGUCCCAAGUUUCGUAUAAAAGUUCUUCGUAGCGGACCAAUAAUGAUUUAUCGGUCAGCUGACAUUCCUCGUACAGUGAAAAACAUAGGUAAUCGCCGUAUUGGUGUGUUCGAAUGCAUAUGUUUGAAUAUUUUUGUAAAAUAAUAUAUAAUAUGUAAUCCGUUGAUCCCCAUAGAUAUUUUAGAUGGACAUAUAUUAACAUAUUAUAUAUUCUACUUAUCUAAUAUAUAUCAUUAUGAGCUGUCGAUAAAUUUCUAAAUAUCAUAUCAGCAAAUUGACACCUUGUGUUACAGCUAUGGUAUAGCUGUUGGAUCUCCUAAGCAACAAUUGUUGCGCGCUUAAGUAUAGUUUCAAAUUCGAAACGAUACGCUCAAGUCAGCCAUUUUUUUAUGUACGCCUGUAGGGCGUUGUUUAGGGUGAUAGGUUGUCUCACAUUGGCUCCUAUGUCUGAGCAGAUUAACAAUAACAAAUAAAAUAUCAGUUACGCCAACAUUGUGUGCUACGUGGAAAUUUACCGACAGUCGAUUGUUGUACGAUGUUGUUGGCUGUUCAAAAUAUUUUUACUUUAGAUUAAGGAUGAGAAUCAUACCUAUAAGGACCCAUUAGUGAGCUUUUAAUCGGAUAAUGCAGGUAGAAAGUGGCCUACAGUAGUGAUUGUAGGAUUGUUCAGUAAUGGAUCCCUGUCGUCUUGAUUUAUCAAAUUACUCUGCAUUGAUAAUCUUAGUUCUUUCGGAAAUUGAUCUGGAGCAAUCGUUUGAAAUUGGCUCAUUGGUUUGCUCAUUGUUGCUUUAAAUUUUUUCCGAAAAUAGAGUAAUUAUUCAAUGUGAUUGCGACUCACCAGUAUACGUUGAUAUUAUUGAACACUCCUAUAGUAACAAAAUGGCUGAACAUGAUCAUGAAAAUUACCUCUAGAAUAACAGCUAUUUUAAUUAGUGCGAUACGUUUCAGUAGAAUGAUAUCACAUAGAUACCUAGAUAUAUGUAUACCUGUAACGCGGAUGUGACAUGUUCAACCCACGCUGUUGACCAAACCAUAUUAUUUUCUAAAUUUUUUAAUCACCGCAGGAAGAAACCUGAAAGAAAAUACAAUCAAUCAAACAAGGUAUCUUAUUCAUUAGAUAGAAUUUUUACUAUAUCAAUCAGAGUCACGAUGCAAAAAGGUAAAACGUGGACAAACGAACGAGUAAUCGCUGACGGAAUUAUAAACAGACAAAUGUUAAACAACAAUGGUUUGUGAAAGAUGAUCAUAAAUCAAAUACAUAACAAUUAUUCAAUCCAUAUCAAAAUUAUUAAAAUUAAUUCCAUUGGGUUCGAUUGGUGGAAAAUGCAGAUCUAUUAAUAGUUAAUACUUAUUGUGAACCGUAAUAAAGAUGUAUACGAAACUGAAUAAAGACGAAGAAAAUGGUU
This is a messenger RNA of Athalia rosae (coleseed sawfly), 3622 nucleotides long. RefSeq names its product glutathione S-transferase-like. Gene Ontology annotation, biological process: glutathione metabolic process. The transcript has 5 exons. Gene Ontology annotation, molecular function: glutathione transferase activity. NCBI's taxonomy places the organism in Eukaryota, Metazoa, Arthropoda, Insecta, Hymenoptera, Athaliidae. The record is from RefSeq and is a predicted model, not a curated record. The coding region runs from base 228 to 854 and encodes 208 amino acids.